This is a messenger RNA of Prosopis cineraria, 1478 nucleotides long. RefSeq lists its product as uncharacterized. Gene Ontology annotation, molecular function: aldose 1-epimerase activity; carbohydrate binding. The transcript is spliced from 5 exons. Gene Ontology annotation, biological process: beta-D-galactose catabolic process via UDP-galactose, Leloir pathway; glucose metabolic process. The record is from RefSeq and is a predicted model, not a curated record. The coding region runs from base 15 to 1076 and encodes 353 amino acids. NCBI's taxonomy places the organism in Eukaryota, Viridiplantae, Streptophyta, Magnoliopsida, Fabales, Fabaceae.
UUUUGUUUCAUAUUAUGUCAAACCUAUCAUUGGCUCUCUGCAUUUUUCUGGGCAUUGUGUUUGUUUCUUAUGCGGAAGAUACCAAGAUAGGAAUUUAUGAGCUAAGGAGAGGACAGUUUCAGAUCAAGUUAUCAAACUAUGGUGCUACAAUUAUGUCUUUAAUUGUCCCUGAUAAAAAUGGGAAAUUGGCUGAUAUUGUCCUUGGCUAUGAUUCAGUUGACUCUUACAAGAAUGAUACAGUAUACUUUGGUGCCCUAGUUGGACGUGUGGCAAACAGAAUAGGAGGAGCUCACUUCACUUUAGAUGGCAAAACCUACCACUUGCCUGCUAAUGAUGGCAAUAACACCCUCCAUGGUGGGUUCAAAGGCUUUGGAGAUGUUGUAUGGAAUGUAGCUUCCUACAAAAUGGACAGUCACAUCACAUUUACUUAUGUUAGUUCUGACCAACAACAAGGGUUUCCUGGAAAACUUGAGGCUGCUGUGACAUACAUGUUCUAUCAAACAAACAAGUUGAUAGUGAAGAUGGAAGCCAAGCCAUUUGACAAAGCCACACCAGUGAAUCUAGCUCAGCACACUUACUGGAACUUAAGGGGCCAUGACAGUGGAGACAUUCUCUCCCACAACAUCCAACUUUUCGCCUCUCAAAUUACGCCGGUGAAUGGCGAACUCAUCCCGACCGGCGAGAUCAAGCCGGUGAAAGGAACCCCAUAUGACUUCCUUGAGCCAAAAGAAAUUGGAAGCCAAAUUCAUGGCCUUCCUGAUGGCUAUGACAUAAACUACGUGGUGGACAAGAACACUGUCUCAAGUCACUUCAAUAAAGUUGCUGUGGUUAAAGACUCAGUUUCUGGGAGGAAAAUGGAAUUAUGGUCAAAUCAACCUGGUGUUCAAUUCUAUACAAGUAACAUGUUGAAGGAUGUGAAAGGCAAAAAUGGUGUCACAUAUCAUCAAUAUGCUGCCCUUUGCUUGGAGACACAAGGGUUUCCAGAUUCAGUGAAUCAUCCUAAUUUUCCUUCACAGAUUGUUAACCCUGGACAGAUUUAUAAGCACUUCAUGGUUUAUAGGUUCACUGCUCAGUAAAUAAUACAUAGGGAAAAUCACUCACAAGGACCAAUGAAUAAUGUUAAUUACACACAAGUGCUAAUAAGAAAUUGAUUAUUAUUAAGAUGGGAACAAAGACUUUUAUUUUCCUAAACGAUGACUUGUUAUUAGUUCUUGUUUAUAAAUAACAUAUUUCAGCGAUCCUUGUGCGAUUCUCCCUAAUAUAUGUGAGAGAGAGAGAGAGAGAGAGAGAGAGAGAGAGAGAGAGAGAGUGUGUGUGUGUGUGUGUGUGUGUGUGUGAGAAGAACAUCAAUUAUGCUUAACCUGUCAUGAAUAUGUAUGUUGGGAUUGUUAGCUUCGUGAUGGGUUAUGAAACUAUUGUGUCUAAGUUUCUUCCAUUGAAAUUGACUUCAAAUUGAUAUACGAGCAACUUUUUGUGUU